Sardina pilchardus (European sardine) is the source of this 1736-nucleotide messenger RNA. RefSeq names its product aminolevulinate dehydratase (gene alad). Bases 57 to 1052 code for a protein of 331 amino acids. Gene Ontology annotation, cellular component: cytosol. The record is from RefSeq and is a predicted model, not a curated record. NCBI's taxonomy places the organism in Eukaryota, Metazoa, Chordata, Actinopteri, Clupeiformes, Clupeidae. Gene Ontology annotation, molecular function: zinc ion binding; porphobilinogen synthase activity. Gene Ontology annotation, biological process: heme biosynthetic process. The transcript is spliced from 12 exons.
UUCAUUCGAAACACUUGAAUUCAAGGGUAGGAGUGACAGGACCACUUGUGUUAACAAUGAUGCAGUCACCAGAAUCUCUUCUCCACAGUGGAUACUUCCACCCUACGCUCAGAUACUGGCAGACGUGUGCCUCCGACCUAAAGCCUGACAACCUCAUCUAUCCCAUCUUCGUCACUGACAGUCCUGAUGCAGUAGAGCCCAUCGGUAGUCUACCCGGACAGGCAAGAUAUGGAGUGAACAAACUAGAAGGAAUGCUUCGCCCUCUUGUGGAGAAAGGCUUGAAGUGCGUGCUCAUUUUUGGUGUGCCUGCAAAAGUGGACAAGGAUGACCGGGGUUCGGGUGCAGACACUGAUGAUACCCCAGCAGUUUUAGCUGUUAAGAAACUAAGGGCUACCUUCCCAAACCUGAUGUUAGCCUGUGAUGUGUGCCUCUGCCCUUACACCUCACAUGGUCAUUGUGGAAUUCUGCGUGGAGAUGGCACUUUGGACAAUGCUGCAAGCUGUAAUCGCCUGGCUGAAGUGGCACUGGCCUACGCCCAAGCUGGGUGCCAUAUCAUCGCUCCCUCAGACAUGAUGGAUGGACGCAUUGCAGCCAUCAAGCAAGCUCUUAUAUCCAACGACCUCAGCAACAAGGUUUCAGUACUGAGCUACAGUGCCAAGUUCGCCUCCUGUUACUAUGGCCCCUUCAGAGAUGCAGCCCAGUCUAAGCCAGCAUUUGGAGAUCGCCGAUGCUAUCAGCUUCCCCCUGGUGCCCGAGGCCUGGCACUGCGAGCAUGUGAGCGUGAUGUGAGGGAAGGGGCAGACAUGCUGAUGGUGAAGCCUGGCAUGCCCUACCUCGACAUGGUCAGGGAGGUGAAGGACAAGCAUCCCAAUCAUCCACUGGCGGUGUAUAAUGUGUCUGGGGAGUUUGCCAUGCUGUGGCAUGGAGCCCAGGCUGGGGCCUUUGACCUCAAAGCUGCUGUGAUGGAGGCCAUGACCGCUUUCCGACGUGCGGGUGCUGACAUCAUCAUAACCUACUACGCACCUCAGCUCCUCACCUGGUUGACAGAGUAGAAACAGAAAGGACCAAAGCUUAAAUUUAACAUUAUACGCUAAAAAGAACUAACAAAUGGGGUUAAAAAUCAACUGACAGUGAUUUUAACAUGUAAUCUUCUGUCAGAUAUUUUUCUGGUGUCUUCAAUGUCACAUUUUCACUCAAUCUUGUUUUGCUUUAUCACUUUUGUUAUUAUUUUGUUGUAGAAUACUGUUAUACAGUAGACAAUUGAACAGUGUGUUGAUCGUCAAAGUUCAUAAAGAACUACAAAAAAAGAGUGUGUAAGACUCAUUGAGAAUAUAUUGCCUGAGAAACAUUGACUGUAUUAAUUCAGAAAAGGACAAUCCAUGGCAUAGCCAAAUGUUUCAGAGGAAAUCAAGGGCAUACAGUAUGUGUUUGCCCUUUUGAGUUGCUUAUACUACUCUACUUUUGUAAACUUCAUGUAAUGCAUCAGCUUGAUGCCAUACAAUGUUAUAAAUCAUUUCUAAGAAGAUACUUGCUGUACGUUUAACAUGUUAACAUCCUUUGAUUCACUGCUUUCGACCUGGCAGGGUUCACAGGAUAUCACAGGGUAAUCCUGUUGGUAUCCAAUCACAUAUUUUCCAUUCCCAUCGCUAGCACUACACCAAACAGAAACAUUCUAUAUUUAUGGAGGCAGGCAACUAUACUGGAUCAUAUAGAAAUAAAAUUGCAGUGGCAACUGG